AUGGGAAAUUCGGGCAGCAUGAAUGGGUUGGCGAGCUACGAGGAGGGUGGGUACCAUCACCAGCAGGGCUACCAUCACCACCACCAGCGGUACCAUGACGCGAUGCGGGGGGAGGCGGGUGCGAGCGGCGCCAUGUCGUCCUCCUGGAUGGACUCGUACCAGCGCGGUGAGCACGGGCGACGGGGUGGAGGAGGAGGAGGAGGACCCCGUGACUACGAGCAGCAGCAGCAGAUCAAGGUUCUGCCGGACAUUCCGGGCAAGGUGGCCAAGCUCCGGUCGACCAACAACGGUAACAUCCUGCACGCCGGUGGCACCAUCAGCAAGAACAACCAGGCGCUGCAGCGCUCGAAGAGCAUCUCGUCGCCGACGUACCAGCAGCAUCAGCACGCCCAGCAGCAGCCGGCCAGCUUCAGCGAGUGCGACGAGGACCUGCAGCUGCAGCAGGGUGCGGCCAGCUCCCAGGCACCGCGCCUGCUGAUGACGCGCUCCCGCACGCAGCUCAACAUGGUGGUCGGAGCGAACCGGGCGGGACCGAAAGAGCCGGAACCAACACACCGACGCGGGGGAAGGCCGCUGCCGGCCGGCCAGGAGCGGUACGGGGAGCCGAGCGCGCGCACUUCCGCCGACGCCGCUGCGCUCAACCACCGCAAACGCUUCGGCUCCGAGCCCGACCUCCGGUUGUCACUGCAAGGGCCUCGCAAUGGCGCGCCAACCGGCGACCAGCAGCCACAGACCAAUGGUGGAGCCGCACGGAAACCCAACACGGCGCAGUCGAAAAUCAUGAAGGGCAAAAACAAGAAGAAGGCGGCCCCGGUACCUCCGCUGAUCGAAAAGCGCGAGUCCGGCAAGGAGAGCGAACGUCAGCGCAUAAUCGCGUACUCGCCGCUGCGCAAACCGACUGGCGAUGGGAACGUCUCCUCCACCCUGCCGUCGUACGGCGAGAUCAGCUUCAAUGCGACGGCCACGAGAAAGCUGCGGCUGUUUAAGACGCGCGCCGAGACGAAGAAGACGCCCGCCAUUGCGAAGCUGCCGGAAGCGUCCGACGUGAAGUUUUCCGGACACGCAGCGGGCGGUGGGCCGGGCGCGAGCCUGAUGAAGCAAGGGCUGCCGGGUGGGAGCUUCCACGCACCGUCGGCGUCAUCGGCGUCGUCGCAGCUCAUCAGCCUGACGCACCACCAGCUGGCGCGCCAGCAGCAGCCCGAACCGGACAAAGGCAACGUCCACCGGCCGGCCAACCCGAUGUCGUUCUUCCGGCGCGAGAAAACGUUCGACGCCGGGCUGCUCGGGCUGGAGCGGAAGCCGCAGCCGAAGGCCAAACCGACCAUGUCGCCCCCGCUGUCGCGCCGCAAAUCGAUCGUGAAGAGUCUGCUCGAGCAGGAGGAGGGAGGAGGGGGGAGUGCGCGGGCGGAGAAACCGCGGGCGAAGGUCAGUCCGGCGCCGGGCGCACCCAUCACCGAUUUCCAGAAGGAGCUGCAACUGAUGGCAAGGCGAAAGCAGUCACCGGAGCUCAACCGGAAGACGGCGGCGACGGUGACGGCGGUGGCUGCAAGCAAUGGCAGACAAGCGCCGAAAGGUUCCCCCUUCCGGGUGCACGUCGCCAGUGGCAGUCCCAAGGCGCUGGCCAAGGCGACGAAAUUGCCAACCGCGUCGGCCAAGACGCUGGUUAUUCCGGUGGCGUCGGAAAAGGAACCGAACCCGGGCGAGUCGCCGUCGCCGCCACCGCUGCCGCCACCGAUGGAUUCGUCUCCUCCGGCCACGCCGCCGCCGCCACCGCCCCCGCCGAAAACGAGCUUCUACUUCGGCAUGAGCGGCAACGCGUCCCGGGCCGAGGACCACGGACACGCGCAGGACCGCAGCCUGUCCACGUCGACGAACGACCUGCGGCUGGCGGAGUACUUCGCCGAGCGGAAGGCGCAGCAAGCGCAGCCGAAGGGCAGCGAGGACGACCCCGAGGAGCGGGUGGAACGUUCGCGAACGCCGGACGAGAUCGGCCACACGCAGAUGGAGCUGAUCGAUCAGUUUGCCGCGAGCCUGCUCAACGGCAGCCGCUUCCGGUCGUCCGAUUCGGUCGCGUCGUCCGAGGCGGAUGUGCGCGUCAGUACCACCGGCAGCUCGUGGGACGACGGCCAGCAGCAGGAGAUAGCGCUCAAGCUGCGCCCAACGCUGCCCCGCAAGCAGUUCGACAUUCCGCGCUUCAGCCCGGCCGCCGCCUGGCGCCUGCUCACGACCGAGGACGAGUUCUGUCGGGACGCGGGCGACGCGCCGCUGCCGGACGAAGAGGACAAGAAGCUGACCGCGUCCUUCCUGCGCGCCCCCACCUUCGAGCAGGAGUUCGACGUGCCGGAGGAUCGCAUCCAGCGCGUGUACCGCGAACCGGUGCCGGGCCUGCAGGACAACAAGAGCGGCGACAGUGGCAUCUCGGGCGAUGCCGGCCUGCCCGAGCUCGGCGAGCCGCCACUAACACUUGCCAAGGAGCGGGCGGGCGACUCGACCCCGGACUCUAGCACCGGGAAGCAUCCGCUCAAACCGAGUGUGUGCGCUGGCGGCGAUGAUGGCCCGGGCGGGGGGGAAAGUGGCGGUGGAGGGGGCUGGUCGUCGAACGCACUGCUGCUGAUGCCGUGGACACCGCAGCAGGACCUCGAGGACGACGACGAUUCGACCACCGGCAGUGAAAACGACGCACCGCAGCGGGGCAACCUCGCCGAGAGCGGGGGCGGCGGGGGCCGCGACGGGCUACUCGGAGACGGGCGAGAUUUCUCCAGCAAAGGGCACCUGUUCAGCCUGUCCCUGCCGAGGGAGAACCACCUGUCCAUCUACAACGUCGAGGUCAACGAUGAGAAGGUCGAGAAGCAUGUGUUCAACAGUCUGCAGAAGUUCCGCAAGUCCGUGUCGGGAGCGUUCAAGAGCGAGGAGAGUGGCGCGAUCGACAGCAACGACAACUGGUUCCUGGGCCGGCUAGACCCGGCCACCGGUGGUGUUGGUGGGCGGGGAGUCGGUAGUGGUGGUGGUGUUGGUAGCGGGUCGGAGAAGCGUCCAAAGCUGCUGACCCAGACGCCGUCGUCGUACCCCAGUCUCGACCGGACCGGCUGCGAGAAGGAUGCUGCCGGGCUGGACGGCGGUGGCAGCGGGGGACCCGGGGUGACCUCGCUCACGCAGAGCAUACACAGCUCGAUCGGGUACCUCGUCAGCGGCAAGCACAUGAUGUAUUUGCCGCGCGAGCCGACGAAAGCAGUCCCGCCCCACCAGGACCGCCAGACGGCUGGAGGCAAGCAGGAUCAGAACAACAACAACCGGGCGUACCGCAACCAGAAUGGCCACGGUCAGCCUCAAUCGCAGCCGACCCCAUGGCCUGCGACAGCUUCCGCACACCGGGAAUCGCCCAAGGAGCGAAAGGUGCCGGACAAGGAAAACCUGCAGGACCCGGUGCCGGUCGGACCGACAUUGAGCGGCGCGGCGCUGUCGGCCGGCGAGAUGGAGCAGCUCCCGGUGAAGCUGUCCAACCGGCGCAACCACCGGUUCACCUUCCAGAGCACGAUCCGGCAGAUCGAGAAGCGGCGCGUGGCGGAGAAGCUGUCGCGCGAGGCCGAGAUCAAGGAGGCGAUGCGGCUGAGCGAGCUGGAGGCGAUGCGGCGCGUCGAGGAGGAGUUCCAGAAGAAGCGGGCGCGCGAGAAAGCCUCCAUUCGCCACCAGCUGCGACUGUUCUCGAUGGAAAACCACCCGGACCAGGGCCAGCACCCGGACGGCCACGACAUCGGCCAGCACGAUAUGACGGGCGAUGGCAAACGAUCCGAUCCGGACGGGGACAGCUUGCCACAUCAAAACAGCGGCGGUGGCGUCAACGGUGGCAGGGGGCUGUACCGGCGCAAGGACGGGUUCACAAGCAUGGAGCGGCAGCGGCAGUACCGACGCGCCAACGGCACACUACUGGAGGACGGCGGUGGAAAGCACGGUCCCAGCUACAACGAUUUCCAGCAACGGCCGCACAACGGCAACCACAGCGACGACGACGAGGGGGGCCACCGGUACGCGCUGGAGGACGAGGAGCUCGCCGGGGACGAGGGUUUAGAUGGUGGUAACGGCGUCGGACACGACGACGACGACGACGACGGGGACAACAGCAGCCUCGGGUACGUCGACACCCGGACGCCGUACAUCUCGCGGAUCAUUCAGGCGAAGAGCAGCAAAUCGUACGGCGCGAGGAAGUGA
This is a messenger RNA of Anopheles coustani, 4206 nucleotides long. RefSeq lists its product as uncharacterized. The record is from RefSeq and is a predicted model, not a curated record. The coding region runs from base 1 to 4206 and encodes 1401 amino acids. NCBI's taxonomy places the organism in Eukaryota, Metazoa, Arthropoda, Insecta, Diptera, Culicidae. The transcript has 6 exons.